Messenger RNA from Drosophila subpulchrella, 723 nucleotides. RefSeq lists its product as uncharacterized. The record is from RefSeq and is a predicted model, not a curated record. NCBI's taxonomy places the organism in Eukaryota, Metazoa, Arthropoda, Insecta, Diptera, Drosophilidae. Bases 238 to 723 code for a protein of 161 amino acids. The transcript has 3 exons.
GAGAAAUUGGAUACGCAUAUUACGGGAAUAAAUAAUUAUGUGUCUAUAUUGACAUUGCCAAGGGAAUAACUUCUGCCGCUAUCAAAGCCUCGCCCGACUUCCCCGUGGAAAUACACACAGUCGUCACAAGAGAUGGGUACGGAAUGACGGCCUAGUUAGACGUUUUCAUAGUGAACGGACCCCGGGAUGCCCUGCCCUUCAUGCUAGCGAAUGCCUGAUUCGACGUCUGGCUGAGUUAUGCGAGGCACCCGGUACUCCCGCGGCCAAGGCCUUUUCAGCUGGUACGAGAUCGGUACAGAGAGACUACAUUCUGGUCACUACGAAUCAGAAAGCGCUGAACUACGUGGGUCCACUCGCAAUAUAUAUUUAUUUCUAGAGAUGCCUUUGAUUGAGGCUAGGCACCCGGCAGGAAUUUCUUCGCGCCAGCCAAAGCACUUUAUUCAGCUCACAGACUGCGAACGUGCGCUGCAUCACGUCCGUCCCCUGACGCCUGCCUACAUUUUCUACAGCGACGAGGAUUUCUCCACAAGUAAGCAGGAUGCUGAGAAUUUGGCAUUUAGGUUGCGGAAGUCCGUGGUGCAUCGCAUCUCUAAAACUGCUUGGCACCACAUGAACUUCCUUCAUGCUCUGACCGUGGCUGAAGUGAUCAACAAGCCGAUUAUUGAAAUAUUCAAAGAAUUUGACCAACUUUACGACCAAACCCUAAAUGUACACUUUAAAUAA